Ascochyta rabiei is the source of this 447-nucleotide messenger RNA. RefSeq lists its product as uncharacterized. NCBI's taxonomy places the organism in Eukaryota, Fungi, Ascomycota, Dothideomycetes, Pleosporales, Didymellaceae. The transcript has a single exon. The record is from RefSeq and is a predicted model, not a curated record. The coding region runs from base 1 to 447 and encodes 148 amino acids.
AUGUCACUCACCCGCCAACCCACACUCCUGCGCAUGGUGAUGAUCAACAACGAUGAAACAACACCAUCCAGCACAGCCGCAACAUCCACGCCCGCAACCCCAAAUACAACAGAGCUAGAACCCACGCCGCUCCUCCUCGCGCUCGACAUGGCGGCUGAGCGAAAGCGGUUACGGCGACGUGUGGAUAGCGUGGUUACGGGCGCGGAGGACGGUGUCGACGGCAGCGAAACCGACGCCGAAGCUGGAAAUGUCGAGAUCGAGGCAGUGGAGGCGCAGAGCGGGGAGUCGGGAAAGGGAAAGGGGUCUGAGGAUGGGAAGCAGGUGAUUGUGCCUGUCAAGGAGGAUCUGAGUCAGCUGGCGAUGUUGGGUCAGAGUGUCGGGAGUGCGCUGUGGAAUGGGGUUGAGGCAGCGAGGAGAGGGGUCUGGGGACUUGCUGGGUGGAAGUAG